AUGAAUUUCGCUAAUAUGAAUAUUUCAUGUCAAUCAUCAUCAACGAUUAAUUUAGUUGAACAUGUUCAAGAACAACGUCGAAAUAAAUUUAUUCUAAUAAUUAGUAUUGUUAUUGCAAUUAUAUGUUUUAUUUCAACAUUGAUUAUGAUAAUUAUCUAUGUAGCGACAAGAAGACAAGGAGAUACUCAUCCGAUAAUUAUUAUUUCAAAUACUUCAUUAUAUUCAUGUAUUAAUCAAUCUGUAGAAUAUAUAACACCACAAAAACCAUUUUUUGGUUAUAGUCAAUAUCGAAUUGAUGCAAGUUCAUUCAGUCCAGAAACUCUAAUAACACUUAAAAUAACAAUUUAUCCACCAAAUAUUGGUUGUACUUGGUCAUUUGAUGUAUAUCCAAUGGAUGGUCGAAUUAUUCCAAUAAGUGAACAUAUAGCAGGUUCGGUUUUUAGUCAUUAUGAUCUAAAACAAGAUUCAACUGUAGAAUUUCGAAAUAUUGGUAUACUUAAAGAUUGGGGUGCUGAAACUGGAAAAUUCAUUGUAGCUAUCGAUGGUGCUUGGUAUGGAACAGCGGGUGUUGGAUGUAAAGGAUAUGGACUAAUGACUGUAUGCUUUUCUUCUCCAGGAAAACUAACAAGAUAA
Molecule: messenger RNA, 633 nt
Organism: Adineta steineri
Lineage: Eukaryota; Metazoa; Rotifera; Eurotatoria; Adinetida; Adinetidae
Source: the annotation of a GenBank genome assembly